AGCAGCAGCAGCAUCAGCAGCGUCUGCGCUUGCUAGGCUGAAGCAUCCCGCGCUCGGCUGCUGAAGCAUCAGCGCAACCCCACAGGACAGUGCAGCCAGUCCUGGGACAGACAGCGACAAACAGACACAUAAUUAAGGAUCCUCGAAAUCAGGACCGGACAGCAGCCGCAUUGGAGAGGGACGAAACGUGGAGCUGAGAGCUGAGCUUUGGGAAUUUUUUCAUUUACCUCUCUUUCUCUCUCUCUCUCUCUCUCUCUCUCUGCCGCCUGUCUCUGGUGCUGUCCCUCCCUCCCCUCCCUGCCUUCCUCCCUCUCUCCCCAUCUCGCUCUUUCUACCUCUCUUGCUCUCUCAGUGGCGGAAUGUAGCGGCGCGCUCUUCACUCCGUGCUGCAUCAACGGCUGGCAGGAAGGGAACACUGGAAGCCUGCUUGAGUGGGAGAAUGGAUUUUAUUCCCCCAUCCCAGUGGAUUCUGGACACAAUACCUCCCCCACCUUUUCUAACCUUGCAGUAGCUACCAUUGUUGUCUCUGCUCCUGGAUAUUUGGCUUUUGAUUCCACAGAAACAGCUUGCUUAUCUUUUUGCCCCCCCUCUCUAUCCCCACCACCACCACCACCACCCCACCCCGUAUGGAUAAUGCGCUUAUCUGUAGGAGGUCCUGCCCCAGCAGGGGGACGCUAGGCAUCGCGGCUCUCCGGGACAUGCAGAGCUGAGUCAGCGAGGGCUAACGAGAGCCACGGAACAAGACAUUGAACGAGACAGAAGGCAAACGGCAAGUGAGACGUUCAGAAAGGGGGAUUCUGACAAGCACCUGCUUCUAAAGAAAAAAGCUAAGAAAGCUCUAAAAGGGCGUGAAAUUGGAGGGAUGGUUUUUUCACUGGUGGUGCCAUCUGUUCCGAAACAGGGAUCUGAGGGGCACUAAUAGAGGGGUGUUGCUGCUGCAUCGGGAGCUACCGAGAGCUUUCCUGCACAUACAUCUGCUUUGCUUUCUGCAUUCCUUCCUCUGGUCAGCCCCUGCUCCUCGUCUGGCUCACCCUUGAACCUGGAACCUGCCUGUUUGCACCUUCUGGAACUGGACUAGCGGAUCGUCCCGUGUCGGAUUCUGCAAGCCCUGAUUUUUCUUCUUUCUACCUCCGGAAUUCUACUGGGUGUGUGUACUUGUGUACCUGUGUGUGUGUAUGUGUGUGUGUGUGUGUGUGUGUGUUUGUGGCAUCCUGCACCUGUGCUUUAACCCCUUAAACUCUAAGGAUCCAUCAGUGCGUCCAGAUUUCAGUUCUUCACUUUCAUAUCUAGGUGUCUUGCAUAUUUUCAAUGCAGUGAGAAUUAUUUUGGUUAUGGUUAAGAUUUAAUUAAAACAAUAAGCCCACAGUUUAAGGGGUUAAGGAAUGUUUGUGAGUUCUUGUGCCUGAGUGUGUUUCUGGCCAUCGUGGGAUUGCUUUCUUUUUUUUUUGUCCCGCCCCAAUGUUUGGCGCCUGGAGCUUCCCGUGCCUGCUGAUCUCCCAGCCCAGGGGUUGACCCUCAGAGGGUCAUGAGUGAGAGUUCUGGAGCGGUGACCACCGGCUCGGGGGUGGUAGGAGUGAUCCUGGAGGAGCCCGAGAGCACCGGGGCCUCGGGCAGCCGGCAGCAGGCCCAGGCCCCCGAACGUGCCGGGACGUUGCGUUGUGCCUUGUGGCCCCGGCAGCAGACCUGGCUGUGUGCAGUGCCCCUUCUUAUUGGCUUCAUUGGCCUGGGCCUGAGCCUUAUGCUGCUCAAGUGGAUCGUGGUAGGCUCUGUGAGGGACUACAUGCCCACAGACCUCGUGGAUGCCAAGGGCAUUGGCCAGGACCCCAUCUUCUUGUCCAAGCCCAGCGCUUUCCCCAAAGGAUCAGACACAACCACCACAACCACCACAACUAGUGGGCCAGUUGGAUCCAGCAGCCCCAGUAUCACUACUUCGGUGAGGGGAAAAACUCGAUCUGGGACUCCUCCCAACCCAUCCCAUAGGGGCGGUGGAGCAUCUGGCAGUCAGGUGACUCAGAAAAGCACCACCCAGCGUUCUGGGACACGUGGCCCAACCACCACAGCCUUCACCACCACCUCCAGUGGACGGACGUCCACCUCUAGCCCAUCUCCAUCCAAUCCCACCGUCCUCAAUGACUCCACCCAAAUGUGGACCCGUGAGCAGCCCUCCACCGAGAGGCCCGUUACCACCCCAGCUAGGACCCACAUCAGCCGCAAGACACCGGCCCCUACCCUCCCACCUUUGAAGUCGGAGCACUUCAAGCCCUGUCAGGAGAAGGACCUGGCCUACUGCCUGAACGAUGGGGAGUGCUUCGUCAUCGAGACCCUAAGCGGUCCUCACAAGCACUGCAGGUGUAAAGAAGGCUUCCAGGGCAUUCGCUGUGACCAGUUCCUGCCCAAAACGGACUCCAUUCUGUCCGAUCCCACGGAUCACUUGGGCAUCGAGUUCAUGGAGAGCAAGGAGGUGUACAAGAGGCAAGUGCUGUCAAUCACAUGCAUCGCCAUGGGAAUCAGCUUUCUGGGAACACUCUGUAUGGCUCUCUACUGCCGGAACAAGAGACGAAGGGAAAAGCUCCAAGCCCAUCUGAAAGAAAGCCGCAGCCUGAAGAACUACAGCCUUAGCUCGUCUGGCCUGCCAUGCAAAUCCAGCCUCAGGCCUCAUUCCGGCCUGCAGCUGCAAAACUACUGUAAAAGCACACGGCCCUCCCCGCCACAUGGAGGCUCUGUCCAUGAGUCCAGUUUUGCUGAGACUGCUGCGGCUUCUGCCCAUCCGAGAAUCUUGUCGACAGGAAGACACUACAGGAGUGGCUCCCUCUCAUUCAGUGGCGAACAAAGAAACAAUCGCUCCGCCCUCCGCCUAGCAGCACGCAAAACCCCGCCCAUACCCAGAGGACGGCUCAAUCCCAUUGGAAACUCAAGAGACUCUGGGCCUGCGUACCAGCACCUGCAGGAAACGGACGGGUCGGAGAGGGAGAUGGAGCCAGGAAGAGUGAGCACCAUGAAGUCUGACGGCAACCUGCAUCAGGAUUCCUUCCACAAUAUGCAAGCCUCACACUCUUCUCGGUCAUGGGGAGGCCACUUGGACCAGGGUUCUUCAAGGAACCUUUGCUCCUCCAUCCCUGGAAAGUGUUCUCCUGUUCCAUAUCGGCCAUGCUCCAUCCCCAUCAUUCCCUCCGUCCACUCGCACCAAGACGAGGCUUCCUGUAUGCAGACAGCCACCAUGAACGGAAGUGGAGAGAGAUCUACUCCCCAAGAGAAAGAGGCCGCCCAUCUGCUUGAGGAGGCGCAGGAGCAGCUCCGAGCGCUAGCCCAUGCCAACAAGAAGCAGGAGGAUGGUAUGUUCCCCGUCCCGCAAGGGGCCAGAGAGACAGUUUGCAUUCUUCUCACCAACGGAGGGGGAAAUGGAGGCGUGCCCCCCAGCGGACCCACAGAGACUCAAUUAGUGGACCCCAGAGACACGCAUAAAGACUCUCAACAGCCCAGUCAAUGAGAGGGUCGUACAUGGACCAAUCGCCAAACACACCUUGCAUCUCCAGAGCAAGGCCGCAGAAUGUCCGGCCCAAAUGAAUGAGUGAAUGAAUGAAUGGAAAUCGAUGAAUGAAGAGUGUAAAACACUUUGAAGGCCUAAUGUGGGGUUUGUGAAAAACAUGGGGGGAGUGACCGUCUCGAAAUUCAAAAAUCAAAAGAUUAUUAUUUAUAUGCAUUUAUUAAAGGAGAAGCUUCUACUUAGAAAAAAAAAAUACCAAAUAGUCUGUCAUCUCUAUGGUGUUUUUAAUUGUAUAAAAUAUACAUAGAUCUAUAUAAAUGGCUAUAAAUAUAUCGAAAUUAAAAAUGGUGACCAAGUACGCGAAAAAAAAAAGGAAAAUGGGAAUGAUUCAGAACGUUCUUUUUGUACGGACUCCUCCACGUCUUGCAGGCUUGGACCGUUUAUUAUUCUUCUUAUUUUUUGCACCUCUGUCCUGGAAAUUAAGCUAAGGCUCCAACAGUUUACCGGCACAUCUUAACCACCGUCCCUGACUUACCCUGCCAAGGAACAUGUUUCAUUCUGCCUUGGAAACAACGCACCGCUUUCACAUAUGGACACAGGAUUUGACAGAACUAAACCUAAACAAACAAACAAAUGAGACAUAGAAUCUGACAGUGGAACACUGCCUCAAGACUUCAGGAGGAACAGACAGAUCUGUCGCUCAGUUUUAUGGAGUAGUAUGCUGUCCAGGUUCUGUUUUAUUUUUCUUUUUUUCUGUUUUUUUUUUCUUUUUUUGUACUUGAGUGUGCUUUCUCCUCCGUCAGUAUGGAUGGGAGCGAUGCGUCAUUCGAAGAAGAACAGCCUGGGCAGGUCCAUCCAUCUUGAGUUUGAACUUCGGAUGGAGUAGAAAGUAUCA
This is a messenger RNA of Pygocentrus nattereri (red-bellied piranha), 4379 nucleotides long. RefSeq names its product pro-neuregulin-3, membrane-bound isoform. Lineage: Eukaryota; Metazoa; Chordata; Actinopteri; Characiformes; Serrasalmidae. The record is from RefSeq and is a predicted model, not a curated record. The coding region runs from base 1526 to 3487 and encodes 653 amino acids. Gene Ontology annotation, biological process: intracellular signal transduction; animal organ development; nervous system development. Gene Ontology annotation, molecular function: chemorepellent activity. The transcript is spliced from 9 exons.